Molecule: messenger RNA, 2234 nt
Organism: Macrobrachium nipponense
Lineage: Eukaryota; Metazoa; Arthropoda; Malacostraca; Decapoda; Palaemonidae
Exons: 2
Coding region: 70-600 (176 amino acids)
Source: RefSeq, a predicted model, not a curated record
UAGUCAAGUCUUAUCUGUUGGACUUCCAACUGAGGGUCCUGUUCCUUUGCAAAUCUGCAGUACGCCUAAAUGAACGUGACUUUAGCGGCGGCAGUCUCCUGCAUUUUUCUCUGCUUGGCGUCAGCCAGUCCCAGUCCCUCUGGAAGAGACGAAGAAGUUGGAGGGUUCUUCCUGCACGGAAUAGGACUGGAGGCUAUAUUCGGAAGGCUUGGCGGCUUUAGUCCUAGAGAAUUCAGGCGAAAAAGAAGACCCAAGAACAUCCAACAGCUCCUCAAAGGACCUCUCUUUCCCCUCCCUGAGUACUGGUACCAGUACCAAGAAGCUCUUGCUUAUGCGGAGAGCCAUGAAGAAUCACACGGUGGGCAUGAUAAUGAUCACGGAGGUUAUGGCAAUGGGGGAUAUGGUGCCAAUGGUGACCACGGCAACGGAGGUUACGGCAAUGGGGGCCAUGGUGCCAAUGGUGACCACGGCGAAGGGUCACACAACGGAGAUUCGCACAAUUCCCAUGAAAAGACACAUUUUGCAGUUAUUCCUGACCCCUAUCGACCCGGAGGGCGGCGUUUCUACACGGGAACCCGCAGCUUCACGCGGAUACCAUAAGUACCGAUAGAGGUCCAUAAUGAAGUUACCUGUGAUAGUAAAGGGCAAACUUGAUGUUGCGGUGUCCAAGGUCCUCAUGGUAGCAAGAACCAUUAUCGCAGGUAAUGAUGCUGAUGAGUUAUUUGAAUUAAAUAUUUCUCCGCCUCUUUUCUGACCCACCUUAAAUGUUAAAAAUAUAUAUAUAUAUAUAUGUUUUUGCUAAUGCUAUUUCAUUCACAACGACUCAGUAUUGAUUAAUUCACUGUACUAAUCAGUCCCAAGACGAUAUAUAUACUCGAACAGAAGAGAUGCUGAAAAUGCAAAUCUGAUCUGAAUAUUAUUCAUCUACAGUCUUUACGAAUACAGUGUUUCUACAUUGUUUAUUGAUACUAUUUUCUUAAAAUGCAUCCCGUUCAGUUACCAGAAACUCCUCCAUGUUAAUCCAUCCAUUUUACUUCAAGCAAUAUGCUGGCUACCUUUAUAACUUGAAAUGUGUCCUGGACAAAAGUUAUGUCCCGAACCAUACUACAUCAUUUCGUCUUGGAAAGGCAAGAAUGAUAUUUAGGUAAAGUAAUUUUCCUUACACAUGCCGGAAAGAGUCUUCUAGAGCUCUUCUAUUGAUGCCAUUAAAUUAAAAGGCCUCAACUUUGUCACCGAUCUACGGCUGCUUUCCUCGACUAUUUUCUAUUCUGAUGAGGUAUUCAAAUCCAGAUUCACUGUUGUAAUUGUCCUUUCACUGCAAAGAUGCGUAUUUUCACUUUUCCUUUGACUAAAUUUUCACCUUCAAAAUAUUAUGGAAGGAAUGCUUUGAUCUUUCCCAAUUUCUUUUUCCUCGCAAUCUUAAAAAAUUCUGCUCUCCUUGAGAUGAUUACUUAUUGAAAUAAUUACAUUAUCAUUGAAGGUAACAUUGCAUCCGAUUACUGUCAAUGUGCAAAUGGGUUGUUCGGCCGUCUUAAGACAGAAUUCCGAUUUUGAUGUAAACAUUCACUGUCUAGAGAGAGAGAGAGAGAGAGAGAGAGAGAGGCGGAAAGAGGUAGAGGUAGGGAGGGAGAUGGAGGUUAUAAUGAAAGGCAAACAUGCCACAAGAGUAGUCUGUAGAAACGGAAGUGUGAUUAAAGUACCGAUUUUCAAUAACAGUAUUAUUCAGCAAUUUCAAAAGUUACAGGACCUGGCCUUUUAUUCCAAUAAUAAUAUAUAUCGUAUGUUCAUAUGCUGUACUUUCAUAUACUGUAGUCAUCCAGAACAAAUCGCAAACUUUUGAAUAGUUGCUACUUUAUUCUUAAGUAAUCCAUGUUUACCUGUCAUUCACAGGCCUUGUUUUUAAACACCUUAUAUAAAAGCUCAGUGGGAAACAACAACAUUUAUUAUGAACAGAUUUUUUUUACAUAUAUUGUAACUUUCCUUCUUGCCUCAGGUAUACUAAAAAGACUGAGCAAAUUCCUUUCUCAAUAGGUAAAAUGUUUUUUAGGUCAAAUUAUACAAUGAUAAAUUGGUCAGCAGAGAAAAACUAGGAACUCAUAAAAAUAAAAUCUUGAAACCAGUAACAGAUUCGUCAAAGGUGAGAGGUUCUAGGGCCGGGUGUUCAGGAUAAGCAAGAAUCGUUUGCCUGUUUGUAUUUAAUUUCUUUUCAGUAAUUACCAAGGACACAGGGGUCA